AACAGGCGCUGCAAUACAUACACUGGAUGUGGCGGUCCUAGCACCAAGGACGCCAACGAUUACAUAUUUUGUAGGACAUUGUAUCUUUGAAUAAUUCAUUUUCGGCGGCAUUCAUGAAAUAACUUGAAAUUCAUAGCAGGAUUAAAUAAUGAUUUCGCCGUGGGACCGGUGGUACUCGACGAGCUGCUGCCUUUGCUGCCAUGUACGGACGGGCACCAUUAUUCUGGGAAUAUGGUACAUGCUCAUCAAUGCGGUGGUUCUACUCAUCUUGUUGUCGGCUCUCAAUGACCCAGUUCAAUACCGCUACCACCUUACCAGCUCUGAGCUGGGAACUGACAUUGAUGUCAUGGACGAUGCAAAUAUCUGCAUAGCCACUGCAAUAUCCCUGCUCAUGAUUCUUAUAUGUGGCAUGGCAACAUAUGGUGCUUACAAGCAACAUGCUGCUUGGAUCAUUCCAUUCUUCUGCUACCAAAUCUUCGACUUUGCCCUUAACACACUGGUAGCCAUUAGUGUGGUUGUUUAUCCCAACACGGUGCAGGACUACCUCCAGCAGCUGCCGGGGACAUUCCCUUACAAAGAGGACAUCAUGUCCACCAACAACAUGUGCCUAGUUUUUGCAGUCCUCCUCUUCAUUGGCUGCAUCCUCUCCUUCAAGGCCUACCUGAUUGGCUGUGUGUGGAACUGCUACAGAUAUGUGAGCGGCAGGGGCACCACGGAGGUUCUGGUUUAUGUCACCACCAACGACACCACGGUUCUGCUGCCACCAUACGAGGAGGCUAUCGCUAUACCACCGAAGGAGCCUCCUCCCCAGUAUAUGGAGGCAUGAGAGACGUCCUCUCUGCUGGACCCCAUACCCCAAACACCUACCACAUCUCGCUCCAACAGUAGGACCCCAACGCUGGCUGGAACAUUGAACACAGAACAGAACAAUUUCUUAGAGGCUGGUUUCAUCUUGGAUUCCUGCCAAUUUUAGAUUAGAUUAGGCUGACCCCGAACCAGUAUUGCCAUUAACUCCCCCCCACCACCACCACCCCUGGUUGUUGUGACGUACUCCUUCCCUCUCGUUUCCUCUGUCCUCCAAGGACAGUAUCGCAGCAACUCCAACUGCUACCCCCCCCCCCCCCCCCCUUGGCAGCUGCUUUCCCCUGGCAGCAUCUAAACUCUUGCAUGUCCUGAACACUCUGUCCCAACCUAAUUUGCACUUUUCUUUGAAGGAAACGUGCACCGGUUUGGCCACCAACUGUUAACCCCCCCAAUACUGUGAAUCUCCCUUGUGGUCUUUGUCUAGAAACAAACUACCUGAAAAGAGAUAGUGACAGAGAGAGUGAGAAGGAAAGCGACAUACAUGAUCAGUUAUGCAAGAGCACUUUUUUCAGAAAUUGACAAAUUCCUUCAUUGAAUGUAAUGUCGAGGUAUUUUUGUAUGACUUUUUUGUAAAAACUGAGAGAAAAAGAAGUGAAUAGUGAAAGGCUGUCCUGUUGGGAUAUCAUCUGUGUGCUGAUGUGCAUUGUCCUGCAGGAAAUCAUAUUGAAAAAUGUUCCUCGACUAAUAACAACUACGUCUUCCUUUUGUAUCCAUGUAACACACUGUCUGUAAACCUGUGAUCCAUAGACUGCCGGUGAAAAACCUUGUUCACCCAUUGAUUUCUAUCACAAUAUUCCAGUUUGUCUUCCCGUCCAUUUCCUGUCUGUUCCGAGAAAGGCUGGCAUUAAUGUAAUCAUCCAGAGAAGCACACAAACAUAAAUAUUUCUCACACUGCAGGUUCACAUCCAAAAAUGGCAAUACACAUCCUGUAAAAUCGAAAAUGUAUAAAAGUUAGUGUGUGAAAAUGUUUCAGUUAAGAUGUCCGUCUUGUGUUCCCGUCGAGCUGCAGCUUUAACAGCGUCGUCUGUGUCUUUAUUGUGUGUUUUUUUUACAUGGAUCAUGGUGUGUAAUCUGAUCUUUUUAGUUGAGCUAACUUAGCUGGACUGAGGGCAUUUUCCUAUAAAAGCUGCUGUACAUGCAGAGACUGUGUGUGCGUGCGUGUGUGUGUGUGUAUGUGUGCUUGCCUGAGCGCUACGUGUGAUGUUAUGGUGUAGCUCCUAUUUCCUUUUUUACGUAGUAACAUUUCCUUUGCACAUGCAGCGAUAUCGUAUUGAGAUAUUUCCUGUGCUUGUGACCUUGUUUUGAAAUUAACAAUGGAUGGGAAUCUAAAGCAUUGAUUUAGCUUAGCAUAGUAGCACAAAAUCAAUAUACAGUAUAUGGAUCUAGAGAAGCUAGGUGCUUGUCGUUUGCCGAGAAGUAUUCAAAUUAUAAAUUAUAAUGGAGCAAACCAUAUUAACCUAAUCCUUUUCUUUCCAAUAAUUCCUAUUCCUAAAGUCGUAUUUGCUAUUGACAGAAAAAAACAUUCAUCAGAGUUACAUUUUAUCCUUCAAACUAUGCAACCGUGCAUCCAACAACUCCUAGAAUACCAUGAAGUAGUUUUCCAUUUGAUACUAAUACUGUAGUUGAUUAUGUAGCCUAUUUGUCGUCCACUUCAUAAUUUUCCCUGUGUGAAUUAUGACCACUGCUUUUGCAAAUCCAACAAAGCUGAACAUUAAAUUGCACUUUUAAAGUCAGUGUGAGCUCACUGGGAACUGAUGUGUUUGUGUUUUUAUUUCAUCUUUACCACAAUAGGCUGUAGCUUAGUGGUUCUAAAUAUGAUCAGCUCCCUCUUCUGGGUGAUACAAGCGUCUUAACAUAAACAAAUCUACAUUUGCAUUGUGUGUUGUGACUGAAGGAGGAAUUUCAGCAGCAGGGUUUUGAGAGAAACGGCUUGUACAGACAUUUGGACCAGUGUAUGGCUGAUGCCUCCUUUUAUUAGAAUCUCUUUAAGACUGUUCUGCAUUGUUUUGCAUUCAAACACAUCCUCUUGUUGGAUCUGCAUGAGCUCAUGUCUUCAAUUCAAUAAUAAAAAGCAAAAUCAGUCAG
Messenger RNA from Cottoperca gobio, 2949 nucleotides. It is a transcript of the gene laptm4b, whose product is annotated as lysosomal protein transmembrane 4 beta. Gene Ontology annotation, cellular component: lysosomal membrane. Bases 149 to 826 code for a protein of 225 amino acids. The record is from RefSeq and is a predicted model, not a curated record. Lineage: Eukaryota; Metazoa; Chordata; Actinopteri; Perciformes; Bovichtidae. The transcript is spliced from 7 exons.